This is a messenger RNA of Penicillium psychrosexuale, 315 nucleotides long. RefSeq lists its product as uncharacterized. The transcript has 3 exons. Lineage: Eukaryota; Fungi; Ascomycota; Eurotiomycetes; Eurotiales; Aspergillaceae. The record is from RefSeq and is a predicted model, not a curated record. Bases 1 to 315 code for a protein of 104 amino acids.
AUGUAUAUGAUCAUUGAUAAGGAAUGCCUACAGACGCUGUUAGGCACUUCGGUGGAAACCUUAGAGCAGGACACCAAUAACGAAAGAUAUAAGACAGUCCUCGAAGCGUGGCCUGAAAUCGAUCAAUAUGACACCUUUCCGGGAUGGAUGAAAUGUCGUUCGCUGCUGCUAUGGCAUCUAUGGUUGAUGAUGUGCGAUCUUGACGAGAUGAGAAUGUCCUGGGAAAAGAUUGAUGCAGAAGAUGAUGGGAACCACGCACGGGAACACGGGAACACAUCAGGACUAAGGGCGCUAGACCAAAAGGGUCAGGAUUAG